Messenger RNA from Strongyloides ratti, 1947 nucleotides. RefSeq names its product Small GTPase superfamily and EF-hand domain and Small GTPase superfamily, Rho type and Small GTPase superfamily, Rab type and EF-hand domain pair and EF hand associated, type-1 domain and EF hand associated, type-2 domain and Mitochondrial Rho-like domain and Small GTPase superfamily, Ras type and MIRO domain and P-loop containing nucleoside triphosphate hydrolase domain-containing protein. The record is from RefSeq and is a predicted model, not a curated record. Gene Ontology annotation, molecular function: calcium ion binding; GTP binding; GTPase activity. Gene Ontology annotation, biological process: regulation of mitochondrion organization; mitochondrion organization; mitochondrion transport along microtubule. NCBI's taxonomy places the organism in Eukaryota, Metazoa, Nematoda, Chromadorea, Rhabditida, Strongyloididae. Gene Ontology annotation, cellular component: mitochondrial outer membrane. The transcript has 3 exons. Bases 1 to 1947 code for a protein of 648 amino acids.
AUGACAACAAAAUGUAAGGAUAGUGGAAACUUUGUUCUGGAAAAUAAUAUAAUAAAAGGUUCUACUAGAAGAAAGAAAGAUAUUCCAGUUGAUGUAAGAAUUUUAAUCGUCGGAGAUCCUGGAGUUGGUAAGACAAGCCUUAUAUUAUCCUUGAUUGAAGAUAGAUUUAUUCAAAAAGUACCUCCUCGUUUUAAAGAAAUUAGAUUACAUCCUGAUUCAAAUCCAGAUCAUAUUUUAACUGCCAUAUCAGAUUAUAAUAGUGAAGAACAAAGCUUAGAUGAAUUAAAUAGUGAAAUUAGUAAAGCAAGUGUAAUAGUAAUUGUUUAUGAUGUUAAUGAUUCUUCUUCUGUUGAUAGAAUAAGAAAAUAUUGGAUGCCUAAUGUUCAAAAAGAAAUUGUUGGUGGUGAGGCAUUAUAUGGUAAACCAAUUAUUUUGGUUGGUAAUAAAUCAGAUACAGAAGAAAGUAACACAAAAUUAAAUGAAGUUAUAACAUUAAUGAAUGAAUUUCCUGAAAUUGAAACGUGUGUUGAAAGUUCCGCAAAAACAAUGAAAAAUGUAUCAGAUAUUUUUUACUAUGCCCAACGUGCUGUUAUAUAUCCAUCACAACCUAUAUAUAGUGCUGAAAAUCGUGAUAUUACUCAAAACUGUAGAAAAGCACUUGUUAGAAUAUUUAAAUUAAAUGAUAAUGAUAAUGAUGCUCUGUUAAAUCAAUAUGAACUUAAUCAAUUUCAAUUAUUUUGUUUUGGUGUUCCAUUAGCAGAAAAUUCAUAUAGUGAAAUUAUAAAUCGUGUCGCUGAGAACGAUCCUAAAGGUGUACUAAAUAAUUCAUUAACAUUAGAUGGAUUUAUAGCAUUACAGAUGCUUUUUAUACAAAGAGGAAGAUAUGAAAUUGUUUGGAAUGCAUUAAAAAAGUAUGGUUAUUCUAAUGAUUUACAAUUACGUGAGGAUUACAUUUAUCCUACAUUAAAAGUUCCAUUAGGAUCAUCUGUUGAAUUAUCACCAGAAGGAUAUCAAUUUAUAAGUCAAUUGUUUGAAAAAUUUGAUGAAGAUAAAGAUUGUUUAUUAAAUCCUUCUGAAUUUCAAAACUGUUUAAGUUUAUAUCCUCGUCAUCUUGUUUGGAUUAAAGAUGCUAUGCAAUGUGUUGAAUCAGAUGAAAGAGGUUGGAUAACAUAUAAUGGAUUCAUAUCAUUAUGGACCUAUAAAACACUUACUGAUCCUCCAGAAACAUUAGAAUGUUUGGCAUAUUUAGGAUUUAACGUAAAACAUAAAAGUCAGCUUGAUGCAUUAAUUAUUACAAGAGAUAGAAGAAUUGAUAUUGAAGAAAAAGAAACACAAAGAAAUGUUUUUCAGUGUCAUGUUUUUGGACCUAGAGAUUCUGGUAAGACAGCUUUUAUUCAUUCGUUAACUAAUAAAUCAAUGCAAAGAUCUGCUUCUAUAAGUAAACAGGGAACUAAUGAUAAUGUUAUUAAUGUAGUACAUAUUAAAGAUCAAUGUAAAUAUUUACUUUUGCAUGAAGUUAAUUUAUAUGAUGAAGGGAAUACCUUAACGGAAUAUGAAAAAAAUGCUGAUGUUGUGGUAUUUUUGUAUGAUGUCUCAAAUCCUCAAUCAUUUGCUUAUAGUGCAAAUAUUUAUAAAAAAUUUUUUUACCGAACAAAAGUGCCAUGUUUAUUCAUUGCUACAAAAGUUGAAAGAUUUACUGUUGAACAGGAUUAUGAAAUGCAACCAGAUAGUUUUUGUCGUUACUAUCAUUUAUCAGAACCAUAUAAAUUAUAUAACAAAGAAAUAGGAAAAUCAAAUAGUCAAAUUUUUCAACAUAUAUUAACCAUGGCAAUAUAUCCACAUUUAAAAAAUGUGUAUUCAAUUUUUGAUAUUAAUCGUUUACCUACCAUUGUAAUAGGUGGAACUAUAGUUGGUAUAAUAGGGAUCUUAUUAUUUAAGAAUAUAUAA